AUGGCCGCUGUCGACUACCAAAAAGAGGUUACCGGCCAGGAUGUCACCACCGCCGACGUCGAACAAAUGGACUCUGGGCCAGUUCAAAUACACGCUGUCACUGAUCUCGACGAUGACCGUUUCAGUCUCUGGAGUGUCCUCGGCAUGCAGUAUACCUGCUCAGCCGCUCCCAUCUCCAUAUCGGGAUUCAUGGUGUUCACCCUAGGCUUAGGUGGCAACCCUUUCUUUUUCUGGUGUUUUCUCUUCGCUGCCUUGGUCCAAGGUCUGCCCACUCUCUCUUUGGCCGAGCUAUCAUCUGCGUUUCCUCACGUUGCUGGACAAACCUACUGGACAUCUAUACUGGCUCCACCCAAGUACAGGAGAUUCCUCACCUACCUUGAUGGCGCCAUGACCCUCUGGACCUGGAUUCUCGCUCUGGCAGGCGGCUGGGUUCUCACCGGCCAGUUUAUCCUUGGUACCAUCACAGUGAUCAAUAGUUCGUUCACUCCCCAAACAUAUCAAAUAUUCCUGUUCGCCCUGAUGAACUGCGUCAUCUCUGUUCUUCUUAACUCCUAUCUCAUCAAGAUCUACCCGGCGAUCAACAAGUUCUUCGUGGUCUUCAUCAACGCCGCCGUGGUCUUUAUAAUUAUCGUGCUACUGGCAAAAGCUCAGCCAAAGGCUUCUGCACGUACGGUAUUCGUGAACAUUGUCAACGAAAGCGGCUGGCCCGACGGGUGGACGUUCUUCUUGAACCUAUUGCCCGGAUUGGCAGCAAUUUCACUUCCAGACACUGCCACGCACAUGGCUGAGGAAGUGCCGGAGCCACAUCGACGUAUUCCACAAGUGAUGGUCGGAAGCUACGUUUUGUCCUUCCUGGGCGCUUUUGUCAUGGUCAUUGUGCUUCUCUUCUGCACAGUCAAUCCACAAAACCUGCUGGAGCCUCUCGGUGGAGCGCCUAUAUUUCAAAUCUGCUGGGAUGCGUGGAAUAACCGCGGUUUCGUCAUUGUUGUGGGCAUUAUCUACGUCUCCGUCUUCGGGCAAGCCACCACAAACAUAACCACGGUCUUGUCCCGCAUUUUUUGGUCCUUUGCCCAGUCUGGAGGGCUACCCGCUAUUGGUUUCGUCACUAAGGUUGACCCGCGUCUUCAACUCCCACUGAACUCCUUGCUGGUAUCUGCGGCCAUAACGGCGGCGUUUACUCUUCUAGCUUUCUCGCCAGCCUAUGUCCUAAAUGCCAUUUACGGCUCAGCUGGCCUCUGCGUCGUGGUUUCUUACGGACUACCGAUCUUCCUAUUAGUGCUUGACAAGCGACGAGCCUUACCCGCCAACCGGUAUUUCAGCCUGGGCCAGUUCGGCUGGUUCGUCAACGUUGCGCUUCUCUGCAUCUACCCACUUCUAUGCACCGUUGUCAGCUUCCCUUUAUUCAGCCCCGUCACGUCAAAGGCCAUGAACUGGACCUCCGUGGUGUUUGCCGGUGUGCUGCUCCUGACCAUUGGCAAUUGGUUCUUGGUCCGAAGUAGCUACCAGCUGCCGAAGGCAACCGCUUUCGAGCGCGUUCAUGUUCACUAA
This is a messenger RNA of Exophiala bonariae, 1548 nucleotides long. RefSeq lists its product as uncharacterized. The record is from RefSeq and is a predicted model, not a curated record. The transcript is spliced from 2 exons. Gene Ontology annotation, molecular function: transmembrane transporter activity. Bases 1 to 1548 code for a protein of 515 amino acids. Gene Ontology annotation, cellular component: membrane. Gene Ontology annotation, biological process: transmembrane transport. NCBI's taxonomy places the organism in Eukaryota, Fungi, Ascomycota, Eurotiomycetes, Chaetothyriales, Herpotrichiellaceae.